AAAGUUAUUUGUUUUAAAAUCUUAUUGUGUAGAGUGAAGCCGUUUGAGUGUUUUGUUUUAUUAUUUUUGUUAAAAGUGUAGAUAUUCACUCAAGAGAAAUGUUGAAAUUAUCAAUAAAAGAAGCAAUGAAGAUUGGGUUCAUUGGCGGUGGUAGAUUGGCGUUUGCAUUAGCCAAUGGAUUUAUAUCGGCAGGGCUAGCGAAGCCGGAUGAAAUCACAGCGAGCUGCCAUCCGGCUGAUGUGAUGAGUGCAGACGCAUUCAAGAAAUUGGGAGCAACAGCCCUCUUUGAUAAUAAGCCUGUAGUGGAGAGAUCUGAAGUGAUCAUUGUGUCCGUGAAGCCUGAUGUGGUCGGCAAGGCCCUUAUGGAGGUGAAGAACCUACAGGCGUCUAAUAACAAGCUCUUCAUAUCCGUGGCCAUGGGGGUGUCUACUGCCAGUAUUGAGAAGAUGCUACCGAGCGCCGCCCGUGUGAUCCGAGUGAUGCCCAACACUCCAGCGCUGGUGAAGCAGGGCGCCGCAGCUCUCUGUCGGGGAACUCUCACCACGGAUCAAGACGUCCAGCUCGCCACCAAGCUGUUCCAGGCGGUGGGAUCGUGCGAAGAAGUACCCGAGUACCAGAUGGACGCAGUCACAGCGCUCAGCGGCAGUGGACCCGCUUACGUGUACAUGCUAAUAGAAUCUUUAGCGGACGGGGGCGUCCGCUGCGGUCUGCCCCGAGAUUUGGCUCUGCGUCUGGCGACACAAACCACGCUCGGCGCGGCCGCCAUGUUGAAGGAGGGCGGACAUCCGGCCGCCAUGAAGGACAAUGUCACCAGCCCCGCAGGGUCAACGGCCGAGGGGACUUACCAUUUGGAAAAGAACGGUUUCCGUGCAGCAAUCAUCGGCGCUGUGAAAGCUGCGGAAGAAAGGUGCAAACAAGUAAACAAACAACUUUCGGAAAACUUUUAACGUAUUCUCAUAUGUAAAUAAGAUAAUAGAGA
Molecule: messenger RNA, 979 nt
Organism: Chilo suppressalis (striped riceborer)
Lineage: Eukaryota; Metazoa; Arthropoda; Insecta; Lepidoptera; Crambidae
Source: the annotation of a GenBank genome assembly